This is a messenger RNA of Fusarium pseudograminearum CS3096, 1104 nucleotides long. RefSeq lists its product as uncharacterized. Bases 1 to 1104 code for a protein of 367 amino acids. The record is from RefSeq and is a predicted model, not a curated record. The transcript has a single exon. Lineage: Eukaryota; Fungi; Ascomycota; Sordariomycetes; Hypocreales; Nectriaceae.
AUGGCCAAUUCAGUGCCAAACUUGCCGAUUGGACUAUCGUACGUUGUACCAUCUUGGUUUGACGACAAGGUAUUUAAACUCGGCGAGGACAUGAAACUUGCUUGGGAGCCAAUCAACGCGAAAUUCCAAGAUGAUCCGGAAAAGGAGUCAAAAGAAACAAUUGAGUAUCGCGAUAUCCUUCGAGAUGCUUAUCGCGAGUAUCAGCUUUUGUUUAAAGAAAAAGAAAAGAUGCAUGAGAAUGGGACAUUCCUCUCCAGCAUUGCAUCCGCCAUGGCGGAAAACCCUUUUGCGAACAAACUAGAGAUUACAGAUGUAGUUAAUCGGAAGGAGGAUGUCUACCUCAUUGAAAGAGACUAUCGUACCUCUGUGCGAGCAGUCAUGCUGGCGCCUCAUACCUGGUUCCAUGCUUCCAAUAACCCUAAUUUCGUAUCACCAGUCGAGUUCUUACACAAGCUUCCAGCGGAGAUACACAAAGCAGGUACAACACUACAAGAGCUGAGCAUUCAAUGCUCUGAACCCCGUAAUAGCGCCAAGCUCCGCAUGUCUCCAUCUGAGAAAACUUCACUUAUUGAAUCCAUUCAGAAUUUGAAAUCGCUUACCUUUAACGGGAUUGGGGAGACGAACGGAGGAGCCUGGUUUUUCGGCCGUCAACCAGAUUCGAGAGAUAUCGCUCUUGAUUUUAUAUCAACCCUACUCCAGCCAUCUGGCCUCGACCAUCUCACACUUGUAUUUUCUAAAUUCGCACCAGUUUCAUGCAGUGUGAGUGAAGUUAUGAAGGGAGCACAUCAUGAAGGCCUGAAACAACUGUGUCUUUCUGGUGCUACAUGGCACCCGGGAGAAUUGGGACAAUAUCUGGUCCAUAUUAAAGGUCCAUGUGAUGUUACCUUGAAAUCGGUGGUAUUACUGAGUGGAAAGUGGGAAGAAGAAGUUGAUAACUUACGGAGCCUAUCGACAGUCUCGAUUCAAAUCACUGAUCUCUCAGGUGCUGAGUUUGAUGACCAGCAGUUCCGCGUGCUGUGGGCUCCUGAGGGGGAGAUAGCACUCAACAGGUAUCUUCAGAGAGCAACUUCGGUCAACCCUUUCACAAACAAGAACAUCGAAUAG